Molecule: messenger RNA, 447 nt
Organism: Caenorhabditis briggsae
Lineage: Eukaryota; Metazoa; Nematoda; Chromadorea; Rhabditida; Rhabditidae
Gene: Cbr-rpb-8
Product: Protein CBR-RPB-8
Exons: 3
Coding region: 1-447 (148 amino acids)
Biological process (GO): DNA-templated transcription
Cellular component (GO): RNA polymerase III complex; RNA polymerase II, core complex; RNA polymerase I complex
Molecular function (GO): DNA-directed RNA polymerase activity
Source: RefSeq, a predicted model, not a curated record
AUGGCUGGCAUCAUUUUCGAUGACAUGUUCAGCGUUAAAAGCGUCGAUCCAGAUGGCAAAAAGUUCGAUAGGGUGUCCCGAUACUUUUGUGAUGCAGAGUCAUUCAAAAUGGAACUCAUCAUCGAUAUCAACUCACAAAUCUACCCGUUGAAGCAAAAUGACAAAUUCCGACUUGUCCUAGCUACUACACUUCGGGAAGACGGACUUGCCGACGAGGGAGAAUAUGACCCAAAGGCCGAGUACCCUCGUAUCAAGCAGUAUGAGUACGUGAUGUAUGGAAAAGUUUACCGACUGGAAGAUGAUGACAGUGGAACUGACGGCGGACAACUCGCAGCCUAUGCUUCAUUUGGCGGUCUUCUCAUGCGUCUCAAAGGAGAAGCAAUCAACUUGCACGGGUUCGAAGUGGAUAUGAAUCUAUAUUUACUGAUGAAAAAAACCGAUUUCUAA